Aspergillus japonicus CBS 114.51 is the source of this 739-nucleotide messenger RNA. RefSeq lists its product as uncharacterized. The record is from RefSeq and is a predicted model, not a curated record. The coding region runs from base 39 to 440 and encodes 133 amino acids. The transcript has a single exon. NCBI's taxonomy places the organism in Eukaryota, Fungi, Ascomycota, Eurotiomycetes, Eurotiales, Aspergillaceae.
AUGGCUCGGGGAAUUCUACUGCGGGUACGGGUGCGGGUAUGGCUAUGGCUAAGGCUAUGACUACAGCUACGGCUACGCAGAAGAGGGCGAGGACGGCUACGGCGGCUACGGCGGGGAAGGGUAGAGGUAGCGGUCGUGCAGCUGAUGGAAACUCGGAGUAUGAUGUUUCUGGUAUUGAAUUGGAGGAUGAGGAGGACGAUGAGCUUGAGGUGCCCGUGUUUGAGACCUGUGAUCGGGUCAGAGACAUGAUCCGGAAGCAUGUCGAGAGGCCCGGGGUCACCAAGGCCGGGUUCCUGAGGGAUGCGGCCAAGGCGGCUUUCCCUGGGGGCGACAAGACGAUCAACUCCGGUCUGCUGCACGUGUUCCUCAAGCAAGAGGGCGCCCUCGUGGGCAACACGGGCAUAGUCUUCUAUGCGGCAUAUGUCUCUUCGACAAGUUGAGGAUCAAGAAUGGGGAGCCGAAUGAUGAUUUUCGUCUGACCAUGGAGGACAUCUGGCCUUAUGGCAUCGAACGAGAGAAGCCGGUCAACGGACCCUGGAUCGUUCGGGCCGGAAGCCAGCCAUAUAUCAAUGAGUUUGGGCAAGUUCGGAUCAUGCGGAACUGUUAUCCCUAGGGGAGAUUGAUAGGAGCGCUUGCUGUGAGCAUCCGAAAGACCCAUUUGUCGGGGUAUGAUGCAGUCUUGAAGGCGUAUUUCAAAUUCCCUUAAGUAGUGUCUCAAAAAGUGUGUAUGUUAGUAAGU